UUGACUCGAACUGAUUUCACUACAAAACUACUACGUUAUUUUCUAGUGUGGGUGUCCCAAGUAGUGGGAAUGUUUAUAUUUAUAAUGAACUCAUAUUUAAAUUAUGUCAGUACUACUAUUAUCAUUGUAGAGUAGACAGUGUUUUAGUACCGUAUGUUUUUGUGACGAUAUGUUGAAUGUUCAUAAAUUAUGGCUAUUUUCAAGUCUCUGCGUCAUUGUUAUUGUAGUUCUAUAUUUUCAAUCGGAAAUAGCACGAUUAGAGGAAGCCUAUCGCAAACUAGAGUACAAACUAGUGCAAUCACAUUCAGAAUCACGUCAAUUUUUUCCAAGAGACGAACUAAAAGAUGACGAUGAUUUAGUUGUAAUAUACAAUAGAGUGCCUAAAACUGGAUCUACGAGUUUUGUUGGUGUAGCUUACGAUUUGUGUAAGAAGAAUCAUUUUAAAGUACUGCAUAUUAAUAUAACUGCAAACAUGCAUGUAAUGUCCCUUAGCAAUCAGUACAAGUUUGCUCAGAAUGUAACCAAAUGGCGAGAGAUGAAGCCGGCUCUUUAUCAUGGCCAUAUGGCAUUCCUAAAUUUUGAGAGAUUGGGUACAUCAUCGAAACCAAUAUUUAUUAAUCUAAUUAGAAAACCAUUAGAUAGACUUGUUUCAUAUUACUAUUUUCUAAGACAUGGGGAUAAUUUUCGUCCUCAUUUAGUUCGGAAAAAACAUGGUGACAAAAUGACAUUUGAUGAGUGUGUGGAAAAAGGUCAGCCAGACUGUGACCCCAAUAACAUGUGGCUUCAAGUACCGUUCUUUUGUGGACAUGCAGCUGACUGUUGGAAACCUGGUAAUUUAUGGGCAUUACAGCAAGCUAAACACAACCUCGUGAACCACUACCUGGUAGUGGGAGUUACUGAGGAAAUGCUGGACUUCAUAUCUGUCCUCGAAGCGAGCUUGCCGCGUUUAUUCAAAGGGGCUACGGAACACUAUCUCAAUAGCAACAAAUCGCAUUUAAGGCAAACAAGCUCAAAAAUCGACCCAUCACAAAGGACCAUAGAGAAAAUACAACAGUCGACAAUUUGGAAAAUGGAGAAUGAACUCUACGAGUUCGCUUUGGAACAGUUUAAAUUUAUCAAGAAGAAGAUACUAUUGAGAGAAACGAACAGCGUUGCGCAAAUUUUCUUCUACGAGAAGAUACGACCAAAAUGAUACUUUCACACUAGGUAAUACAGUUGAUUUCUCCUUGUGCAGUAGUUGUGUUAGAAUUUGUAUGUGGUAGUUAAACAUUCCAUUCUUAAUCUAAGAAUCUUAUUUAUUGAUUAGUUAUUUAAUUAACUUUUGUUAAAGAACCAAAUGUUUUUUUUUUGUAUAUUUCGAUUAUAAACAGGGAAGUUAAAAGACAUUACGUGAGGCUUAUAUUUGAUAUGAAAGCGACAUGUCUUUAAAGACAUUUGAAAUAACAUGGUGAACUCGACAAAUAAAUAAGAAUGAUUAACUUUGUUGACAAAAAACAUAUAAUAUAAAAAAAUGCAAGUUUAAAAAUAUAAGAAGUGGUAUUAAAUGACUUCAAAAAACCAUUUAUUUAACCAACUUACAGACGUGUUAGGUUCAUAAUUUUUGUACACAAUAUUAUAUAUUAUAGUGAUGUAUAGUUUAUUUCAAUUUGUGUAAUAGCAUAUUGACAUGUUUUACUAAAAUCUUGUCGAAUUAUAAAAUAAAAUGAACAAUAUAAUAGUAUAUUAUGAUAUAUUAAUUUGAUUUGUUAUUAAAAAUCACAUUAAGAUUAGAAUGCGAGUAGAAAAAUUUGACUUAGUUAUUAAACUUACUUGUACUAAACCUUAGUCACCUCAUUAAUUGAAUAAAUUAAUUGAAUCAAUUGCUUGGAAGUAAAUCCAAUAUUCAUAUAUCUUAAAAGCAGCCGGUUGGCGUGGUUGGUAGAUAUUUGCCUUUCAUACCGAAGGUUGUGGAUUCGAUUCCCACCCAGGACAGACAUUUUUGUGCAUGAACAUGUCUGUUUGUCCUGAGCCUGGGUGUAAUUAUCUAUAUAAGUAUGUAUUUACAAAAGAAAAGUAGUAUAUCAGUUGUCUGGUUUCCAUAGUACAAGCUCUGCUUAAUUUGAGAUCAGAUAGCCGUGUGUGACUAAUGUCCCAGGAUAUUAUUAUUGUUAUUAUAAAAGACAACGUAGAUAUAUAGAAUACUAAAAGAGCCUUAUGUGUUCAUAAUAUUAUGCUUAUUAAAUGUUUUGGCUUCACUAGUUUCAAGUUAUUUAUCGAAUAAUGUUGAAUAUGUAUCAAGUUUUGUCAUCAUGAAAUGAAACAUUUAAUAAAAAUAAUUCAUAGAACUCCUUUAUCUUCGGAUUAAGUAUAUCUAAUAUAUAUAUAUUUUUACAUAUUGGAUAUAUUUCAAAGGUUCGGCCUAUGUGACUUAAUUUACUAAAAUUUUACUACAUUAAUACAUUUGUUUACAAUUAUAGUAUCCAAGUUAGGUCAUCGUAGAAUCAUUUGUUACUAAUGUAUAAGACAGAAGUUGUUAAUUUUCCUUUUUUGAAAAUUAAACAUUAGAGAGAGACGCAUUGAUUAUUAUUUCAUGAAAUAAUAAUAUAAUUUAUAAUUACUAUGUUGUAUGAAAAUCUUGUUAUCGUCUCGAUUUGUAAUUAUUAUAUUAUAUACUUAGUAAUAAGUAGUUAAUUGUAUAUUUUGAUUUGUAUAUCAUAGCAUUUACUAGACUAAU
This is a messenger RNA of Nymphalis io (European peacock), 2713 nucleotides long. It is a transcript of the gene Hs2st, whose product is annotated as heparin sulfate O-sulfotransferase. Gene Ontology annotation, molecular function: heparan sulfate 2-sulfotransferase activity. NCBI's taxonomy places the organism in Eukaryota, Metazoa, Arthropoda, Insecta, Lepidoptera, Nymphalidae. Gene Ontology annotation, cellular component: membrane. The coding region runs from base 170 to 1192 and encodes 340 amino acids. The transcript is spliced from 5 exons. The record is from RefSeq and is a predicted model, not a curated record.